Messenger RNA from Seriola dumerili (greater amberjack), 3608 nucleotides. RefSeq names its product blood vessel epicardial substance-like (gene popdc1). The coding region runs from base 132 to 1217 and encodes 361 amino acids. Gene Ontology annotation, molecular function: cAMP binding. Gene Ontology annotation, cellular component: sarcolemma. NCBI's taxonomy places the organism in Eukaryota, Metazoa, Chordata, Actinopteri, Carangiformes, Carangidae. The record is from RefSeq and is a predicted model, not a curated record. The transcript is spliced from 8 exons.
UGAGGGUCCAGCCCGCAGUCACCAGCAGUGUCUCAAAUCCUUCCUCCUCCUGUGCGGUACAGACAGCUCGCUGAUAGUUCGCAGUUUUACCAACAGAUGCAGAAUCGUCUUUAAGGUGACCCUGCUGAAGGAUGUCUUCUACCUCAGAGCACCACCACCCCUUGUACACCACACUGCCCUCGUUCCCCUUGUCCACUCCAGGAGUCCCAGCUAUGCCCAAUGCUACUUUGUGCCAGGAGUGGCAGCAAACCCAUCACCUCCUAUUCCAUCUGGGGAACCUUUCCCUGCUGCUGGGCGUGGUCAUCCCAACUACCCUUGGUCUGCACAUGAUCUUGCUGCGCCUCCUCCUCAUAACAGGAUGUGGUCUCUUAAUUUCAUGGGCGACUCUGUAUAGGUGCAACCUGGAUGUGAUGGUUUGGAACGUGGUAUUUCUGGUGGUCAACUUCAUGCAUUUCUUCUUCCUCGUGUACAAGCGAAGGCCAAUUAAGAUCGACAGGGAGCUGCGGUCAGUCUACAAGCGAAUGUUUGAGCCCCUCCAUGUGAAGGAGGCUCUGUUUCAGAGGCUCACAGGACAGUUCUGCACCAUCCAGACACUGAAGAAAGGCCAGGCCUAUGCUGCGGAGGACAAGACCUCUGUGGAUGAACGUCUCAGCAUUCUCCUCAAAGGAAAGAUGAAGGUAUCAUACAGAGGCCAUUUCCUCCACAACAUCUAUACCAAUUCAUUCAUUGAUUCUCCAGAGUUCAGGUCUACUGAGCUGCACAGAGGAGAGAAGUUCCAGGUGACUAUCAUGGCAGAGGAGAACUGUAAGUUCUUGUGUUGGUCUCGAGAGAGGCUUACCUACUUCCUGGAGUCAGACACUUUCCUCAGUGAGGUGUUCAGGUACCUCAUAGGGAAAGACAUCACCAACAAACUGUACUCUCUGAAUGACCCAACACUCAGUGACAAGGCAGUGAAGAAGAUGGACCGUGAGCCCAGCCUUUGUUCUCAGCUGUCUAUGAUGCAGAUGAGGAACAGCAUGGCGAGUACAAAUGACACUGAUGAUGUUCUCAACCAGAUCCUACGAGGAGGAUCAGCUGGAUCAUCGCUCCAAAAAUCACCUGGCACCAAGAGCUCAAAGAUGAAGCCCAUAGAAGAAGGCAUGGAGGAUGACGUUUUCAAAGAUUCUGCUCCCUCCAAGUCUUACUAUAUGGCCAGCAUUUCCACUGAGGAAGUGUAGCCAGGGGAACUAUACACGUCAUCAAUUUCAUAUUAUACUGUAUAUGCUUUGCAAGUUAACAACUAGAGCCUGAAUGAACACUAGCAUGGCUGAUACUAAUGAAUGUAAAAGACCUGUUUGUGUUUAUUUGGAAAUUGGUGUCCUGCAUUCUUUCUCCACCAUAGUGUGCUGACAAGUUUAUUUUUAUGCUGUAUAAUGUCAGUACAUAUGUUGGUCACAGUUCUUUAUAUCAAUCUUAUCAUGUACACGAAUAAUUAUAUUGGUCUAUAUAUUAUUAUAUUUUUUAAGCUGUGAGCAGCAGAACAGGCUGUAAAACAGAACUGAUAUAUUAUCACCUUACAAAAUUGCUAUGGUGAACAAACAACUGGUCAUCCAACAGACACAAAGCAAUAUUAUCAUCAUGAAGUGGUGUUUGUGUUUACCAGAUGAAUUUCACUCUUCUUAUAGCUUUGGUUUGGUCUUCACCAACUCCCAAGAAAAAUAUCUGGCUUUUUUGAUGCUAAAUGCUUCACUAUGUUCAAAAGCUAGAAACUGUGUCUAUUGUUUGUAUGUUUGGUGCUGAGCAGGUAGUUUUUGGCGAGCUUUUAGAGAUUUUUCCCUCAAAUCAGCUGCCUGCCACUAGAAACAAGGUUGAUGAGAAUGAUGGAUCACACAGGGUCGUUGAGGGUGUGUCACAUGGUGUGUGCUCACAACUAUUUAACAGGGCAAAAUUUUAGUGUUAAUAAUAGUGAAACAUACAAAACCCAUAAUGUUUUGGUUAGCCAUGCUAAAAUACACUAAAAUGCCAAGUGACUGUAAAAGCGGUGUAUUUCACUCCUUCAUGUACAACUCUGUAAAGGUCAUCAUGGCAGCAAUGAGUUUCCCUACCACGUUCACAAUUUCUAGGUAAACAGCAGAAAGCAACAAUGCUUCAUCGGGAAACAACCAUGUUCUUCCUGUGGUUGUUUUCUGUCCAAUCAUCCACUUGCAUAAUUGGCCAAUGCAGCACCUCUCCUGAUGGCGUCACAUUGUGUUUCAGAAAAAGACCAGAUUCUUUUUUUUUCCCUCAAGACUCAGCAUCAGUCUGCAGGACUCCUCUGUGGUGCCAUACCUCACUGCAUAAAUCACAGACUGUAAAUAAAGAUGGAUGUAGCUUCAAUGACGUCACCAACAGGUUUCUAAAGAGAGGUUUUGUCACCUGUCACUCAACGUGGCAUGUCCUUAAUUAUGCAGAGCUUUGAGCCUUAAUAAAAUGUAAAUAGGAAAGUUAUAUAAAAAUUCACGCCCUGUACAGUUGUCAUUAGAUAUAAAGACCAGACAGUUUUUGUACAAGGCUGUAAACUUUAACAUGGGAGUCUAUGUGGACUGACUCACUUUUGGAGCCUGCGUCCAGUUGUCAUUCGAAGAACUGCAGUUUUUGGUUCUUCCGUGUUGACUUCAUUUUCCAGCCUUAAAGAUUACUACUUGACAUUAACGUGGGAAGGGCUGUAGCCAUAAAGCCAAAACAGAGUCUUUGUCUAGAUACAUAGUACUGUACUUUUCAAUCAGAGUAAAUGUGGGUGUGAACAUGGCCUAAAGCUGAGGCUCAGAAAACAAAAAACAAUUACCUAAUGAUGCUAAGAAAAGGGGAACUGCAGAUUUGGCAUAUGGCACAGGCAAAAAGAUAAUAUUUAGACUACUUGUUAUAUUACAUACUGUCCCAUUUUACAUACAACCUGUUGUAACUUCUCAUAGAUUGACAUCUACCAAUCCCAAAUCAGUCAGCACAGUAAUCACUCAUCAUUGUCAUUCACUGGUGCUUUGCAACAUGGUUAUUUUGCACAGCUCCUGUUUUGCGGUCAAGUGCACAUGGGUUCCCCAUCAUUGUGUCUGUAUUUAUUCAUUGUAACAGUGAGAAAAAGUUCCAUUAUUCAUCAAAUAAAUUGCCUAGCUGUGGCCACAAUGUGCCAUCCAUGCUUCAGCCUUGAGGACUUACAUGGAGAAAAACCUACUAAAAGGGUGACAAUCCUCAAGUUGCUUGGGAAGUUUCUUUAGUUUCAUCCACUAUUUAGGAAUGUGUACAUAUGUCUGGAUAUGGCAGAUCCCUAUUAAUGAUUGAUAAAACAGUGACUUUAUAAAAAAGUCUUGAAAUAGCUGAAAUGUAUUACUUUUGUAAUGGAUAAAACAAUAUCACCAAUAAAUAAUAUAAAGAUACAUGAAAAUAUUACUCACUGAUUACUUUGGAAUCAGUAAUAUAUUAAAGAACUUGUGAGAUUGUUGGCCUUAAGGCUUUACUAUGGUGAUAAUCAAAUCAGACUGGAUAUUUUCUGUGCAGUCAAUCUUUUGUUACUUUUGACUGUUUCAGUAUAACACACCAGAAUAGUUAAAGUAUGACAUGUAAAUGUUAUGAGUAAUAAAUUGUAUCACACACUA